GACAAUUUGGUUGCUUAUUUUUAAGUUAGUACUGUUAGAAUAGCCAGACUGAAUUGUGAAUCGAUUCUCUUUGUCAAACGACUCAGCAGGAACAAUCAAGAUGGCGAACAUGGACGUGUUAGCCAAAACAAUAGCGAAGGAUUACGUGGAUGAUGUGGAGAGCUCUGACAGUGUGGCUGAAAAUGAAUAUGGACCUGGUGAAGAUAGAGCUAGAAAAGCAGAUAACAUGGAUAUUGCCAGGGUGGAAAAACACAAGAGAAGAAAACACAAACAUCGGAGCAAGCACAGAAAACAUAAACACCCCUCACCAGAUGAGAGGGAUCACAAGCACAAGUACAAACACAAACAUAAGCGGAAACACAGAGACUCAUUAAAGAAUGAUAAAGACUGUUCUGCUGGCUGGGAAGGUACAGUCAUCUCUCCGAAGCGAUCCAGACUUGAUGACCUUGCUGCUCUGGAGGACCUGGAGAAACAAAGAGCCAUGAUUCAAGCAGAGCUUGAUAAUGAGCUGAUGGAAGGGGCUGUGCAAUCAGGUAUGGGACUGAUAUUACAGGGCUAUAACUCGGAUUCAGAGGAGGACGGGAAGAUCCAGCAAACUGUGCAAAAUGGUGAGCAACAGAGACAAGGUUUUGAUGCUCGGGGACAUGCUGGAAGAUCUCGACAGGAUUACAUAGAUGAUGAAAAAAUUGAUCCCUGGCUGGAAGACAGAAGCAUGUCUGAUGAGAUGGUAGUCAGGGCACAUAAAUCAGAAAAAAGAGUUAGUAAGACUGGGUUAGAAGUUAACACCAGUGAGAAACCUAGUGGUCCCAUCCAAGCGAGGGAGCGGAGGCGAUCCCGGAGCAUUGAGAGAUCCAAAGAUGGAGGUCAGAGGUCUAAAUCUCCUGUGAAAUCCAAGGACUUGCCAUCAAGCAACAAAAAAUCAACUACAUGGACUGAAGAGCAAACUGAAGACCACAGAUCCUCAGAAAGAAGGAGCAGGUCUAGAUCUAAAGAAGGAAACACAAACUUGCCAGAAGCUGCCAGAGAGAGAGACAAGAAAUCAGUGAAAGCACCCUCCAAAGAAGUCUCAUCUGGAAAAGAGAAUCAAUCUCCUAGCAGAAAACAUCCUUCAGAACAACACAGCCUGGCUGUGCGGCCCAGGAGCCACCGCUCACCUGAACACGUCCCUGUUGUCCAGAGUACAGACAGGGCAUCCAGACAGGACAGAUCUUCAUGUCACAACAGGUCCCCUCCAAGAAGAGGCCGAUCUCGGUCUGUUGAGAGGAGACGAAGAGAAGAAGAACGACAUAGACUCUCCAACGACAGGUUGCGAUCUCGUGAUGUGGCUGGGGGUCGUAGCGAGGAGAGUCCCUCUCUGAACUCCAGACGAAGGUUAAACCACUCGCCUGUCAGACGAAGGUCCCGUUCUCCCAGGAGGCGAACCGGCAGGUCUCCUCUCAGAUACAGAUCUAGGGAUCGUGACUGGACCGAGCGCAGACAGCAGGUACACUCGGGAUCACAGGAAAGGUGGAAGAGGAGGAGCAGGGAAAGAGAGGACAUGUUUAAGGGCAGUUUGUCUGAAGGAAUGAAGCCUGAGCAAGAGGACUCGGAUGAAGAAGUGCUGGAGGAUUUUGAUGUUGAUGAAGAGGACGAGGAGGCUUUGAUUGAACAGAGGAGACUUCAGCGCUUGGCUAUCGUGCAGAAGUAUAAGCCAGUAAAUGAGGACAGUAACAUGUCAGGACUCUCAGAGCAUGGUAGUCCUCAGAGUAGCACUCACAGCCGAUCUCCAUCUCCCGAUGACAUCCUUGAGCGCGUGGCUGCUGACGUCAAAGCCUACGAGCAAGAGAACCUUGACACAUUUGAGGAUAAUGUGAAAGCCAAGCAUAGUCUUGUCGCUCAAGAAAAAGAUGGUGCUAAUCUGAAAAAGCCAGCAGCGGCAGAUAUGUUCACAGAGUCAGAUGACAUGUUCACUGCUUGCUUUGAUAGUGCCAGGUUACGGGCGGCAGGCAUUGGCAAGGACUUCAAGGAGAACCCAAGUCUCAGAGAUAACUGGACAGAUGCAGAAGGCUAUUACCGUGUGAACAUUGGCGAGGUGUUGGACAAACGGUACGGAGUGUACGGCUACACUGGACAGGGUGUCUUCAGUAAUGUGAUCCGAGCCAGAGACUUGGCCCGAGCCAAUCAGGAAGUGGCAGUGAAAAUAAUCCGCAACAAUGAGAUGAUGCAAAAGACAGGACUGAAAGAGCUGGAGUUUCUGAAGAAACUGAAUGACGCCGAUGCAGAUGAUAAGUUCCACUGUUUGCGGCUCUUUCGGCACUUUUAUCACAAGCAGCAUCUGUGUCUGGUGUUCGAACCACUCAGCAUGAACCUGCGGGAGGUGUUGAGGAAAUAUGGCAAGGAUGUUGGGCUACACAUCAAGGCUGUGCGUUCAUACAGCCAGCAGCUUUUCUUGGCCCUCAAACUCCUCAAGCGCUGCAACAUCCUGCAUGCUGACAUCAAACCUGACAACAUUUUAGUGAACGAAUCCAAGACCAUCCUCAAGUUGUGCGACUUUGGCUCAGCAUCACAUGUGGCUGACAAUGACAUAACACCAUAUCUGGUCAGCCGCUUCUACAGGGCACCUGAGAUCAUCAUCGGAAAGUCGUAUGAUUACGGAAUCGAUAUGUGGUCUGUGGGCUGCACUCUCUAUGAACUAUACACAGGAAAAAUCCUUUUCCCUGGGAAGACAAAUAACCACAUGCUAAAACUUGCCAUGGACCUAAAAGGAAAACUGCCCAAUAAAAUGAUCAGGAAGGGUCUGUUCAAGGACCAGCACUUUGACCAAAACUUGAACUUUUUAUAUACAGAGUUCGAUAAGGUCACUGAGAGGGAAAAGGUCACGGUCAUGAGUACCAUUAACCCAACUAAGGACCUGUCGAUGGACAUGGUGGGUCGCCAGGCGCUACCGGAGGACCAGCGAAAGAAGGUUGUUCAGCUCAAAGAUCUGUUGGACCAAAUUCUGAUGCUGGACCCUGCCAAGCGGAUCACCAUCAAUCAGGCAUUACAGCAUCCUUUCAUCCAGGAGAGGAUAUGAUCAGCAGCGUACCUCAGAGAUGAAUGAUGGUUUUGUAUCUACAGAUAUGACUCAGACAACAGAAGACGUUUGCAUAUUUUAUUGCCAUGCUAUUUUAUUUUAGUCUUUGAUUUGUAGUAUGUUUCAGAGCAGGACACAUUCAAGAUUUUACUUUAUUUUAUUAUUAUUAGAUGACCUACAUGACACCAUGUAAACUGUAAAUCUUUCAAGAUAAUCUAUAUUGUUCAGAUUGCAUGCUUUAUACACAGCUUCUUGCCAAUUUCAAAUAUAUUUGAUAUUAUGCUCAAUGUUCAGAAUGUCAAAAUAUCCAUUUGUUUUCACAGACAUUAUAUUUUAUGUAAAAUUCUAGAAUUUGAUGUAAACUAAAUAUUUCUCAACCACCAAGGACUGUUUAGAGUGUGACACAAGUAAGACCAGCAUAAAUGCUGUCUAUAUCCACCCUCCCGUAGGUGUGAGAGUGAGAACUCAACCUGGCGUGCAGGCCCAUGGCAUGCCCCUUGCCCUAGGUGUGUUUCUGCUGAGUCUGAGGUCUUGGGUCCUGCUUGACCUGGUCUGCAGGGAAAGCCUCCUCUGUAAAGGCAGGUUGUACACCUCUAUCGGUACACUGAAGGUAAGCUAAUCCUUCCAAAACAAAUGGCAUCAACAUUUUGCAUUCUUUUUAAACCCAAAAAUUAUGUCAUCAUAAUGCCCUUUUGGCUUCUCCUGCAUGUUUACAGAAUGUCAUCUGGAGAAAUGGACAUGCAUUGAAACCCUUUGUCACCCUUUUGCUCUGUACCAAAACCUAGUGAGGCAUCAUAGAUAUAUUAUAUUAUAUAGAAUUUUCAGCAGUCGUUACCGUUGCAUGAUCCUGCAGAAAUCAUUCUAAUAUGCUGAUUCAGUCCUUAGAAAAUUUUUAUUAUUUUCAGUCUUAAAAAAAGUUGUGCUGCUUAAUAUUUUGUUAUGGAAACAAUGAAAACUUUUUUUGAAGGAUUUAUUGAUGAAUGGAGAGUUCAAAAGAACAGCAUAUAUUGAAAUAUAUAUUUUGUAAUAUUAUAAUGUACUUGUCCUAAAAGGAACACAACACUAUUUUUGGAAAUAGGCUCAUUUUCAAUUCGCCUAGAGUUAAAUAGUUGAAUUUUACAGUUUCUGAAUCCAUUCAGCUGAUCUCCGGGUCUGACGGAAGCACUUUUAGCUUAGCUUUGCAUAGAUCAUUGAAUCUAAUUAGACCGUUAGCAUUUCACUCAAAAAUUUAUAUUUUUGAUAUAUUUUUCCUAUUUAAGACUUGACUCUUCUGUAGUUACAUCGUGUACUAAGACCGACAUAAAUUGACAUAGUUCACAAUGUAACUACAGAAGAGUCAAGUUUUAAAUAGGAAAAAUAUCGAAACUUUUUGGUCAUUUUUGAGCGAGAUGCUAACAGUCUAAUCUGAUUCAAUGAUCUAUGCUAAGCUAAAUGGGCUACCGCCAGACCCGGAAAUGGGCUGAAUGGAUUCGAAAAUGGUAAUACUCAACUGUUUAACUCUCAGGGAGUUGGAGAAUAAGCCUAUUUUAAAAAAUAGUGGAGUGUUCCUUUAAUGAAACCUUUCUGAAUGAAUGUACUUAAUGACCCUAUAAGUAUGCGCAAUACUAAAAAUUAUUAAAAAGUGUAAAAUUAAAAACUAUUCGACUCAAAUUUUGUAUGACUUUUUAGAUGUAUUAUAUUUCAUUAUUUUAUUAUGUUUAGUAGAGUAUUGCCGUCGUGAACUUUACGCAUUCCAAAAUGUUCACUUUUGAGGGCGCUGCCUUAGUAUGCAAUAGGCAGUGAGGCAGCUUCACUAGAUUUUGGAACAGAGCUUCUGCUGUGGUGUUUCUCACAGAGACAAAACAGUCGGUAUAAAUGAAAAGACUGACUAUUGCUUUCUCAAAAAUGGAAGGAACCGGUUACGGGUAACAUUGGGGUAAGGGUGAAUCAAAGUAUUUUUAAUGGACCAAGCACCUUCAGUGUACUGCCUCUGAUAGACAUACUUCACCUUUUUCAGAGUUGUCACACUUAUGUGUCAUAGUUUUUGCAUAAUCUAUUGGGUGUUUUCAAUAUGCAUGAGAAUAUAUGUAUGGCUUCCAAUGCACUACUGUACAAACCCUCUGGUGUGUUUUUGACUUUGCGUAGAAUAUUUAGAUGUACUUUUUGUGACUGUUCUUGUGUUUGUGAUAAUGUUGUCUUUUGAUACAGGGGUUUUCCUGCUCUGAUCUAUGAAUCUGCUUGUUACAAGCGGUAAUUGCUUCUUUAUUCAUAUCUCAAUUCCAUAUGUUCCAAAUCUAUAUAACGGUCAUAAAGUAUGCUGGAAGAAUUAUCUGCCUGUUAUUUUUGCAAAGCCUGUCCUGCAUGAUAAUGGAAUAAUUUGAAUUUACUGUAAAUUCUCAUUAUUUGUUAUCAUUAAACAAAAUAAAGCUGUUUUGUGGUGAAAAAAAAAACAUGAACUUAGACUUCCCACAAGUUGUCCGUCUUUCAAGAAUUUCAUGCAAGUUAAUCAUAACACUGUAAGAACAUAAUUCAGCAUUUUAGGAAGCUUAUGGUGGGUUUUGUUUCAUCAACACUAACUGCUGUUUGUGCUGUUUCUCCCACUGUUUCUUUGUGUUCGAGUAUAUUCUCUGGCCAAUGGAGACAUGUCUGUCCAUCAUCCUCCUGCCUGCCUCUGCUUUCAAAAGGAUGAGACAUCUUCAAGGCCCUUUAUCCAGGUCACUCCUAAAGGCAUGUUUAGAUCCAACACAAAGCAAAGCUUUGAUUAGAAAUGAACAGCCAGCUCAGAGGCUAAUUCUCAUAGGAUUAAUGUUCCGAUCUCAUGUGUAGUAUUAAUGUCUAAUUUCUAAUCCAUCUUUUUAGGGCUGUAGAUAUUAGAUUAGAAUUUGGCAGCAGACAAAGGUUUUUCAGACCCCACAUCUAAUGAUUGGGGCCCUAAGGGAAACUUUGUAGUUUCCUGUAUUUAAACCCUUUUAUUUUAUAAUUAUAUUUUUAUAAACUUUUAUACUUCUUUUUUUAUUAUUAUUUCUAUAUACCAAUGUUGUUAUUGGUCUGAUCACAGAAUAACCUAUCCAUAUUAAGCUUUGUGAGGACCUUGCAUUGACUUUAUCCAUUGGUGUGAACCACAGAGGUGCAUUCUUGGACCGUUUAAUAUUCAAGACCUAAAAAAAUCGACUGAUUUAGUCACCUUGUGUGUCAGCUGAUGAGUGUAUUUCUCCAGGAUAUUUCAAGAAUGUGUGUUUUCUGUAAUGUACCAAGAUACUGGUAUAUUUAUUCUUUGUAUUGUAGGUGCUGUCUGUUAAAGAAGACUCUUAAAGGAAAUCUCAUCUGAAAAAAGGUUUCUGUUUUAGAGCGAGCUUUUCCGAGAAUUAAGAUGUUGAUUGUUACUCUGACAAUACACUAUGUGACUGAAUAAGUAGUUUGAAAAAAUUUGACAGUUACUGAAUCUGGUUUUGUUUUUUGUUUUUAUAUAAUUUAGUCAAAUCCAAAUGUAUUUAUACAGUAUAAGAUCAUUUUUUCCUAAACCCAAUAAAUGCCACCUAAAUUUGCAAUGUAUAAGCUAUAUAUAGUGUUACUUUAUAUAUAUAUAUAUAUAUAUAUAUAUAUAUAUAUAUAUAUAUAUAUAUAUAUACACACAAUGGAGGUUUCCAAAAUUAAAUAAAUUGACUCACUGUACAUAAAAAUUGUUACAAUCUGGUAUUACACAUUCCAGACUUAUUAACCAAAAGGUAAUGCUUUUCCCUAUUAAGAAAUACAUGUUUGCAUGUCCCUCACAAAAGUAACCAUUCUUGAACCACAACUAACCAUUUUCAAUUCUAUUUUCAGGGUAAGUGUUAAAAUUUUCACAACUGUCAUGGCCACAUUUGAGAGAGAUCCUGAUGGCCAGCUGCUGUCCUACUCUAUUAUUGAAGUGCCUUUCAAGAGCUCAUCUUCUUAUCCACUCAAGGGGGGAAUUUCCAACAUCUGUACACAGCAUAACAAUAUGUUCAUUUUGUAUCAAUUUAUACAACCAAUAUUGCACAAGAAUAUUAAUAAAUGGUGAAUUUUACAA
Molecule: messenger RNA, 7079 nt
Organism: Carassius gibelio (silver crucian carp)
Lineage: Eukaryota; Metazoa; Chordata; Actinopteri; Cypriniformes; Cyprinidae
Gene: prpf4ba
Product: pre-mRNA processing factor 4Ba
Exons: 15
Coding region: 101-3052 (983 amino acids)
Biological process (GO): mRNA cis splicing, via spliceosome; peptidyl-serine phosphorylation; peptidyl-threonine phosphorylation
Molecular function (GO): protein serine/threonine kinase activity; ATP binding
Source: RefSeq, a predicted model, not a curated record